AUGUGCGAAAUAACCACUUCACCACAAAUAUCUUUGAAAUGCCAUAACUCGUGGUGCAAGUACAAAUCGAAACUCCAUUUAGAUGUACAAUUUUCCAAACGAACAAUAAAUAUUCUGACAAAAUUUCACCUUCUGUUUUCCGAUGAUACGGACGAAAGUCGAGGCGGGUUUGUGUUGAAAGCUCGUAGUGAAGCGCCUACAAGGCGACGGUCUCUCUCUGAGCGCUCAUUAGCCGUAAAACGAACGAUCCUCAGUGGUUUGCGUAUUAAGAAGCAACAUUCAACCGGUGAUAUUCAUCAACGUGUCACUUCCGGAAGUCUGAGGUCAAGCGGUAGCACGAUAAGCUGCACAUCGGAUGAAUCGGAACACCGACAAGGACGCGAGCAUUUGAUUGUACCACAGGUUCGCCUGCUUCUUCUGUUGAAUAACUUUGCAAAUACUGCGUCCAUUUGUAAAAUUACUUCUUUGAAAAGAAAAAGAUGCAUACCACCAAUGAGAGGCAACAAACCCAGGCCGCAACGCACCAGGUUUGCCUGUGCGAUCAUGUUUUUUUGCGCUAAACGUGCUGACUGCUAA
This is a messenger RNA of Gongylonema pulchrum, 576 nucleotides long. The record is from the annotation of a GenBank genome assembly. Lineage: Eukaryota; Metazoa; Nematoda; Chromadorea; Rhabditida; Gongylonematidae.